GGCGCUCACAUUUUUAGGGCUCUUAGUGGGUUUGGGGUUUGCGAAAUGGGGGGAGAAGACGAGUCGCUGCGCGCGGAGAUCUCUCGUCUCCAGCAGCGCGUGGAGAUGCUAGAGCAGAAGCUGGCUGAUCGAGAUCGCGUGCCUGUGAGGAGUGCGGCGGCGGAGGAUUUGCGGUCGGCUUACACGACUCAUGGAUUGAAUUCGUAUCAGGUCUGUCGAUAUAGCAGGCAGCUCCUCGUUCCGGCCUUUGGCAUCGCAGGCCAAGAGAAGUUGCUAAGUUCUUCCAUUUUGGUUAUUGGCUGUGGAGGGUUAGGCUCUUCUGCCGCAUUAUAUCUUGCUGCCGCUGGUGUUGGUGUUCUUGGGCUUGUGGACCGUGAUACUGUGGAGCUAAACAAUCUCCAUCGCCAGAUCAUCCACUCCGAGGAAGCCAUCGGUACGUCAAAAGUGAGGUCCGCUGCUACGUCUUGCAGGAGGAUUAAUAGCUCUCUAUCCAUUUUGGAGUUUCCAAAUGGAUUUUCCGCUGACAAUGCAUUGGAGAUUGUGAGAAAGUUCGAUGUGGUCGUCGAUGCUACGGACAAUCUCCCGAGUCGCUACCUCAUUAGUGACGCCUGCGUUGUUGCAAGGAAGCCAUUGGUAUCCGGCGCAGCACUCGGUCUAGAUGGCCAGCUAACUGUUUACAAUCACAAGAAUGGACCAUGCUAUCGUUGCUUAUUUCCUGUCCCACCUCCUCAAAGCGCUUGCCAAAGAUGUUCUGAUAGCGGAGUACUUGGUGUUGUGCCAGGAAUAAUUGGCUCCCUUGAAGCUCUAGAGGCAAUCAAGCUUGCAAGUGGUACCGGGGAGCCACUUAGCAGCAGAAUGCUAAUCUUCGAUGCGAGCUUGGGAAGGUUCCAAAAUAUCAAACUGAGAGCAAAGAAUCCAAGCUGUGUGGCGUGUGGAGACAAUCCGGAAAUCACUGAAGCGAAUUUUCACAACAUGAACUACGAGGCGUUUACCGGGGUUGCCAUGACAGAUGAGGCUCCAGUUCGAAAGCAAGUGGUCUCUCUUUCCAAUUCCCUGAGCUGCUUAGAGCUGAGAAAACGCAUCGAAGAAAAAGUCCCUCACGUCCUGUUAGACGUCCGUGACGAGCACCAGUACGCCAUCAGCGCGCUGCCACAGUCGACAAACAUUCCUCUCUCGCAACUCCAGAAGAACAGCCAAGAGCUCCGCGAUAUCAUACUCGACGACGAGAAGAUGCCAGUCUUUGUCAUCUGCCGGAGGGGGAAUAGCUCUCAGGAAGCUGUGGAGCUGCUCAGAAACUCUGGAGUUAACGCCUUGGAUGUCACGGGAGGACUUGAGGCGUGGUCCAGAGAGGUAGACUCCAAGUUUCCUUUGUACUAAAUCGUUUUUUCUCUACAGGAAAGCUCAAAGGUCUUGGUUUUAUUAGAAACAA
This is a messenger RNA of Selaginella moellendorffii, 1429 nucleotides long. Its product is annotated as adenylyltransferase and sulfurtransferase MOCS3-1. The record is from RefSeq and is a predicted model, not a curated record. The coding region runs from base 46 to 1377 and encodes 443 amino acids. Gene Ontology annotation, molecular function: URM1 activating enzyme activity; adenylyltransferase activity; thiosulfate-cyanide sulfurtransferase activity. Gene Ontology annotation, biological process: tRNA wobble position uridine thiolation. Lineage: Eukaryota; Viridiplantae; Streptophyta; Lycopodiopsida; Selaginellales; Selaginellaceae. Gene Ontology annotation, cellular component: cytosol; cytoplasm. The transcript is spliced from 11 exons.